This is a messenger RNA of Malurus melanocephalus (red-backed fairy wren), 2848 nucleotides long. RefSeq names its product tumor protein p73 (gene TP73). Gene Ontology annotation, molecular function: DNA-binding transcription factor activity, RNA polymerase II-specific; RNA polymerase II cis-regulatory region sequence-specific DNA binding; protein binding. NCBI's taxonomy places the organism in Eukaryota, Metazoa, Chordata, Aves, Passeriformes, Maluridae. The coding region runs from base 48 to 1739 and encodes 563 amino acids. The record is from RefSeq and is a predicted model, not a curated record. Gene Ontology annotation, biological process: protein tetramerization; apoptotic process; regulation of transcription by RNA polymerase II. The transcript has 11 exons. Gene Ontology annotation, cellular component: nucleus.
CCCCUUUUCCCUUCCUCCAGUCCCAGUUCAAUUUGCUCAACAACAGCAUGGAUCAGAGCAUCGGCAGCAGAGCAGCCUCCACCAGCCCCUACAGCUCCGAGCACACCUCCAAUGUCCCAACGCAUUCUCCCUACUCACAACCCAGCUCKACCUUCGACGCCAUGUCCCCGGCUCCUGUCAUCCCCUCCAACACCGACUACCCCGGUCCCCACCACUUCGAGGUGACCUUCCAGCAGUCCAGCACCGCCAAAUCAGCCACCUGGACAUACUCCCCGCUGCUGAAGAAGCUCUACUGUCAGAUCGCCAAGACAUGYCCCAUCCAGAUCAAAGUGUCCAGCUCUCCACCCCCGGGCACCAUCAUCCGGGCCAUGCCCGUCUACAAGAAAGCAGAGCACGUCACCGAGGUGGUGAAACGCUGCCCCAACCACGAGCUCGGCCGCGAUUUCAACGACGGCCAGUCAGCCCCUGCCAGCCACCUCAUCCGGGUGGAAGGCAACAACCUGUCGCAGUACGUGGAUGACCCGGUGACGGGACGGCAGAGCGUGAUGGUGCCCUACGAGCCCCCGCAGGUGGGCACCGAGUUCACCACCAUCCUCUACAACUUCAUGUGCAACAGCAGCUGCGUGGGAGGGAUGAACAGGMGGCCCAUCCUCAUCAUCAUCACCCUGGAGAGCAGAGACGGCCAGGUGCUGGGGAGGAGAUCCUUCGAGGGGCGGAUCUGUGCCUGUCCCGGCAGGGACCGCAAAGCCGAUGAGGAUCAUUUCCGAGAGCAGCAAGCCCUGAACGAGAGCGCGGCCAAGAACGGCACCGCCAACAAGCGCACGUUCAAGCAGAGCCCUCAGGGCAUCCCUGCGCUGGGGACGGGCAUCAAGAAACGGAGGCACGGCGAGGAGGAGAUGUACUACGUGCCUGUGCGAGGCCGGGAGAACUUUGAGAUCCUGAUGAAGAUAAAGGARAGCCUGGAGCUGGUGGAGCUGGUCCCGCAGCAGCUGGUGGAUUCCUACCGGCAGCAGCAGCAGCAGCUCCUGCAGAGGCAGAGCCAGCUGCAGACACCUUCCUCCUAUGGACCUGUUCUUUCCCCCAUGAACAAAGUCCACGGUGGAGGRAUCAACAAGCUGCCCUCUGUGAACCAGCUGGUGGGGCAGCCAGCCCAGCACGGCUCYGGUUCUGCACCCAGCCUGGGCCCCAUGGGACCUGGAAUGCUGAACAGCCACGCCAUGCAGCCCAACGGAGAAAUGAACGGGGGCCACUCGUCACAGUCCAUGGUGUCCGGGUCACACUGCACCCCACCGCCACCCUACAACCCUGACCCCAGCCUCGUCAGUUUUUUAACAGGAUUGGGGUGUCCAAACUGCAUCGACUAUUUCACCUCACAAGGGUURCAGAAUAUUUACCACCUGCAGAACCUAUCCAUAGAGGAUCUCGGAGCACUGAAAAUCCCAGAGCAGUACCGGAUGAUCAUCUGGCGGGGUCUGCAAGAGCUCAAACAGAGCCACGACUACGGGGCCCAGCAGCUGAUCCGCUCCAGCAGCAACGCCUCCACCAUCUCCAUCGGCAGCUCGGGCGAGCUGCAGCGGCAGCGGGUGAUGGAGGCCGUGCAUUUCCGCGUGCGCCACACCAUCACCAUCCCCAACCGCGGCACCGCCGACGACUGGGCCGACUUCGGCUUCGACCUCCCGGACUGCAAAUCCCGCAAACAGUCCAUAAAGGAGGAGUUCACGGAGGGAGAGAUCAACUGAGGGGCUCCGGAGGCGGCAGCGAGACAGCGGGGGGGGUGAUAAACCCCCCACUCGAAAUGUAUUUGCAGCCUUGGGCGCCUGGAGAAGGUUGAUUUUGUUAUCCAGGGGAAMUGCGGGCCCUGAGCCGGGCAGGAGGUGCCUGCCCUGGGGAGGAAACUGGAGGUGAAGAGGAAGAGGAGGAGGAGGAGGAGGGCAGAUGAGCCAGCUCAGCGCUGGAGYGGGAUUUCUGCCUGCCCGUGGCACGGGAGGCACUGGCUGGUUUGUGUUUUCCUGGAGCAUCCCCGCAUCCAGGGGUGUGAGGACAGCACGUUUUUCUCACCCCUGCUCACUGUCUGUGUUCUCCGUGCUGUCCCAAACUUUGGGCUUUGUCACUGCACCAUGGACUCAGCCCUGACCUGUGCARGCAUCACCAGAGACUGCUGCGAUGCCACAUCCUGCUUUUCCAUGGACUGCCACACACAUCCCUUCCCUCAGCCCUCUGUAGAGCCAGAGAGAACCUGUUUGUCCGUUCCCAACGUGUUCUUGUACUUCAAGGUUGGUGUAUAUAAACAKAAUGUACAUACAGUAAACUCAUCGUGCUGUAAGGAGAGAGAAAGAUUUAUUUUCAUGUAAGCUAUAAAAAUUGAUACUGACUCCUGAGACACUGCAGUGUCAAGUAAAUUAAUUUCAUGUUGUAACAUGUGAACAUGCAGAGAAUCCUGUCUCCAGCCUUAUCUAUUCGAAACUCAAUYUUUUUUCGUCUUCUGAAUCUCUUGCAUGCAAUUGCGGAGGAGGGGAAAAUCAGUGAUUGUCCUGGGAAGUCAGAGGUCUGGAUAAUCCCUCCCUGCUCCCCUGGGGAGUUUUGCUGACAGGUCAGACCUGACAAUACAAGCUGGAAUGCCAUGGUGUGAAUUCCAUCCUUUGGGAGCACAGCCUGGAYUGGCUGACCAGUUCUGUUCCAUUCCUGGUCACUUUUCCCAGCUGUAAUUUCUCUGUUAUUUCAGGCUGGGAAAAAAACCUCCACAGAAAGCAGAGACACAAAUAGGUGUGUUUUCUCCCUGAAUGCUAAUUCAUUACACAUUUGGGAGGGCAGUGUCCCAAAAAGGUUUUGGAAAGGCACAGGAAGUCAC